AUGAUUCCCGCCGCGACGUCGGGGCUGCCGUUCCUCGUCCUGGGAAUAAUGUUCCUUUGCCGCCCGCUAGCUGGAAAGCCCGGCCAGGGCGAGGCCACUUGGUCUCGCUUCGCCCGCCUGCCUUUCCCGGACGACGCGCUCUUUCUCUACGACACGUUCCCUCGGGGCUUCCUUUGGGGGGCCGGGAGCGCGGCGUAUCAGGUGGAAGGCGCCUGGAACCGGGACGGCAAAGGGCCUUCGGUGCUGGACACCUCCACGCACCGCUCCGCGGCGCCUUUUAGAAACCCGGCCGACCUGCCUUCCUGGGACUCGGCCAGCGGCAGCUACGACCACGUCGAGCGCGACCUGGACGGCCUGAGCGCCUUGGCGGUCUCCCACUACCGCUUCUCGCUGGCCUGGGCGCGCCUCCUACCUAACGGCACGGCGCCCGCCAAUCUCGCCGGCUUGCGCUACUAUGCGCGCCUGCUCUCCGGCCUGCGGCAGCGGGGCAUCGAACCCGUGGUCACCCUCUACCACUGGGACCUGCCGCAGACCCUGCAGGACCUUUACGGCGGCUGGGAGAACCCGAUUGUCGUCGAAUUUUUCGUGGACUACGCCCGGCUGUGUUUCCAGCACUUUGGCCGCCACGUGCGCUUCUGGCUCACCAUCGACAAUCCUUACCUCGUGGCGUGGCACGGCUACGCCACGGGCAGGCUGGCCCCGGGGGUGCGAGGCGGGCGGAAGGUGGGCUACAAAGUGGCGCACAACCUCCUGAAGGCCCAUGCCAAAGUGUGGCAUCUUUAUAAUGAAAAUUUUCGUCCUACUCAAAAAGGUCAAGUAUCAAUUGCUUUAAGCUCUCACUGGAUAAAACCUCAAAACAUGACCGAAAAGGAUAUAAAGAAUUGUCAGAAAUCUCUCGACUUUGUGCUGGGCUGGUUUGCUAAGCCUAUAUUUACUGAUGGAGACUACCCUCAGAGCAUGAAACGUUACCUUUCCUUGACAUUACCAGAAUUCACUGAUGCAGAAAAGAACUUAGUCAGAGGAACAGCUGAUUUCUUUGCUCUUUCUUUUGGAGCCACAUUAAGUUUUACUCGUGUGGAUAAAGACAUGCUGUUCCAGCAGCAGCAAACACUGAACCUGAGGCAGCUACUUUACUGGAUAAGCAGGGAAUAUAAUCCAUCACAGAUCUUCAUUGUGGAAAACGGUUGGUAUGUUUCUGGAAGUAUGACGAUAGAUGAUGCCAAUUAUAUGUAUUACCUUAAAAAUUUCAUACUGGACACAUUAAAAGCUAUCAGAUAUGAUGGAGUUGCUGUGAUGGGGUAUACAGUUUGGUCCCUCAUGGAUGGCUUUGAAUGGUUCAGAGGCUAUGUUCGACGGGGCUUAUUUUAUAUUGACUUUCAAAGCCAGGAUAAAAAAAUGAUAAUGAAAUCUUCAGGUUUGUUUUACCAAAAGCUGGUUCAAGACAAUGGUUUCCUCCCAACACCAGAAACCCAACCUUUUAAAGGAACGUUCCCCUGUAAUUUUGUUUGGGGGGUCACAGAAAACUUUCUUCAGACAGAUGCAAAACGAUCUCAGUUUAUUGACCCUAAUAUUUAUAUAUGGAGUCUUCACCAAACCAAGAAUCUCCUCAAAAUUGAUGGAAGUGGUGUUCUGAAACGCAAGCCUCACUGUGUUGAUUUUUCUCAUGUCAGACUCCAGAUUUCUUUACUUCAAAAAAUGCAUAUCACACACUUUCAUUUUUCACUAGUGUGGCCUUUGAUCCUCCCUCUUGGCAAUGAGACAAAUGUAAACCAAACACUUCUAUUUUAUUAUCAGUGUAUUGUCAAUGAACUGAUCAAAGUUAAUAUCACUCCCGUAGUUGCUUUGUGGCAACCUAGAGCUACGAAUCAAGGGCUCCCUUUUUCACUGGCCAACAAAGGAGGAUGGGAGAGCCAACAUACUGUGGAAGCUUUUGUUGAGUAUGCUCAGUUCUGUUUUAAAAACUUUGGACAUCAUGUCAAAUUUUGGAUCACCAUGAAUGAGCCCAAUGUGGAGAACCUGACAUACAAAGCUGCACAUAAUCUCUUGAAAGCUCAUGCCAAAGCAUGGCACUUGUAUGAUAAAAAAUUCAGAAAGAUUCAAAACGGUAAAAUAUCAAUUGCCUUACAUGCUGACUGGUUUGAGCCUGCCAGCCCCUUUUCAAAAAAGGGUGAGGAAGCAGCCAGGCGAGCUUUGGAAUUUGGCAUUGGCUGGCUGGCAGAGCCAAUUUUUGGGUCUGGCAAUUAUCCAGAAGUGAUGCAACAGUUGCUUCGCCAAAAAAAUGAUCUAGGUUUUUAUAAUUCUCAGUUACCUUAUUUCUCAGCAGAGGAAAGGAAUCUAAUAUAUGGCUCCUUCGAUUUUUUUGCUCUGAGUCACUAUACCACAACUCUUGUCAGUUAUGAAAAAGACAUUCCAAAAAAGUAUGAUCCCCUUCUUGGUAUCCAAAUGGUAAAAGAUUCAACUUGGCUGGAAUCACCCAGCCAAACUCCAGUGGUGCCCUGGGGACUACGGAAGCUUCUCAAUUGGAUUAAACAUAAAUAUGGCAAUAUCCCAAUUUAUAUCUUAGCCAGUGGAAUCGAUGAUCAGAAGCAUCAGUCUUAUGACAAGUUAAGGAUACAUUACCUGGAGAAUUAUAUUAACGAAGCCUUAAAAGCUUACACCUUGGAUGAUGUUAAUCUCCAUGGAUAUUUUGUCUAUUCUUUCAGUGACCGAGGGGAUUCCAGAUCAUAUGGCCUCUACAAUUACGUGGCAGGCAAAUAUGAGGCAAAACCUUCGCUGAUGUACUAUAGGCAGAUAAUAGACAAUAACUCUCCUGGCUCAGAAAGCCAAGACCAGCUCUGCCCCAAAGAGCUUCUUCGUUGCCUAGAAUGUGAAUCUUUGCAACCCAGAAAAUUUGUAUUGGUGUUUAUGUCAUUCAUAUUCUUUGCUUUCAUUGUUAUUAUAUUUCUGAUGGCUUACUACUCCAAGAAGAUUGAGAGACGAUCAAAAUACCCCUAUCCAGUUCUGUGCCGCCUUUCACCUUUGUUACUUGGAAAAGUCUGGAAAUAAUUAUGCAGUAGGCUGUGAUUACUGUUGCACUGUGUAGGCCAUCUAAUGCUGUGAUUUUCUAAGCCUAUAGGUGAAUCAUGUCCAUGGAGUUUGUGUGAUUCCUCUUGGGAUUGGUGUUAGUAUUUUGACUUUUAGUUCCUUAAUAUUAAUUCCAUCUCUCUUCUCCAACAGUCGCUUUGAUUCAUCAAGGGUGGAGCAGAACAUUGCCCAUCCUUGCAUAAUUAGAAAGAUCCCCAUGUCAUUGUUCAUCUGCACCAUGCUGAUGGAGAUCUCUUUGAGCAGAUGGUCUCUUGGUGAGGAGGAGAUUUGAAAUGAAUAACUUGUUCAAAUGCUGAGGGAAGGACUGCUUGUUCAGUAUGCUGUCAGUGAUGCUUUCUUUCAAUACACACGCUUCUUCUCCCCUCUUUUCUAUUUCCUGUUUUAUACUCCAAAACUGGAUUCACCUUCUUUGUGCAUGAACAUGCUUAGUUUUUUUAAUGAGCUAAUUUUAGUUCCUGUUCUAGGAAGUAGGAUUUUAUUUUCAUAACUGUUGUAGCUUUCCUAUUGUUUCUUGAUUAUGUAUCUAUUUAGUCACCACGAUAGCCUUUUUUAGCUGGAGGUUUAAAAUUAGACUGAUGAAGCUAUUAAUUUAGAUAUGUUAUAUUUUUAAUAAUAAACACCUGGCUAUUGAGUUCUCAGGAUAAAAUUAACACCUUAUACAGUCUUAGACUUUAAGAGCUCAGGGAUAGUGCCUCUGAUUUUUAAGCAAAAGGGCGCAUAUUCAGUCCAUGUAUAUAGUAUUUGGCCUAAAAGGCUCAAUUUUCAGUACGUACAAAUAAUACUGUAUUAGAUGGAUAAAUGUUAAGUCAAUAACUGUUCUUGCUGAUUCUUAAAAUGGAAACUCAACCUAAAAAAAAAAAAUCCAGCCUGCAAGUAAGAAUCCUAAAGGCAAAAAACCUCUCAUCUGAAAACUGCAUUUUCAUCAUCUGUGAAUUGAUAAGCAAUUGUGAAGGUGCUCAACUAAAUUUUCCUAUAAAAGAGAAAAUUGUAUACGAAUGUCUGAAGUAUCAGAUUUCUGCAGAAUCUUCAGUUAAUUUAUUUGUGUAGAAAGAGGCAGACAGGGUAAUUUUGCAGCUUGUCCUCUUUUUACUUGCUGAUGUUGCUCACACUAGUGAAAGAAUCUGUUUUAUUGGAUCUUACAUAGGAAAGCUGUAAAUAGGGCCGGAAUAAAUAAGAAAACUGGUAAGCUGUGAAAGCAAUAUUAGUCAGACAGUAACUGCAAGAUUGGAUAUUUUCAGGUAAAAUAAUGGAAGUCCUGCCCUGAUCAUUCCCUUGAAAUGAGCCUUGAAAGGAAGAAAGUGGAACUAGCAACCAAAAGUUUUAAAUCAUUCCUAGCUUUUCUCUUUUUAAAGUUCAUUUUUUCCCAUUUGCAUUUGAUGCAAUCUUUACUCUCAUCUGCAGUCACUCUGUGGUAGACAGACAGACAGACAGACAGAUAUAGAUAAAUACAUGAUUAGAUAUGGAUAGAUAGAGAUGAUAGAUAGCAUGUGCUCAUCCAACCUUUCUCCAAUUGACACUUGCUAAUUUACUGUUGACUCCCCAAAUUCUCAACUUGGUUGGCAAAAAUCGCUGUACUCUAAUUACAGACUGCAAUAAUAAACAAUUUUACAAUGAUUUAAAUUCCAGAGGACAUUGGCCAAAUAAACAUGCAUGUGAUUGUUACAAGUGCCCAUAACGCUUUGUGUAUUCCAUUUUGUAAAAGCACACUUUAGAUUUUUUUCUGCCCCACCUCUCUCCCCCACCCCCACCCCAUUUUUGCUGCUGUUGACUUCUUUCUCCCUUCUGCUCAAUCUGUCCAAUUCUGAGAGACUGCCAGGUCAGAAGUGUUUUGCCAUUGCCUCUUUCCUAGGGGUGAGUCCUAUGGGUGGAGAGAAUGACUGACUGAGGGUCCCUGAGUUGAGGGUUUUGUUUGUAAGGCAGGACUAGAACUCACAGUGUCUCAGUUUCUAACAUGAUGCCUUAACAACUAUAUUAAAAAAUAGGUUUUGCCAGUUUUGAACAUUCUUAGUACCAGAUACUUCAAAUAAUCCUGUUAAAUGCAUUUUCUCUUUUAUAUGUAACAUAUAAAAAUUCUAUGUGAUGAAGUAUUUAACAAAGAAGCAGUGAUAAGACUGUUCUUUGCCUCUUGCAUGGCAUAAUACAUUUCCCAUAUUUCAUUGUGUUUGGGGAUUCUAAAGUGUGGCUAUUGUACUCUGUGAGGAGAUUGCAUAAAGUAUGUUUUCUGAAUACAAUAUAUUUAGAUAUUUAUAUAUAUUUCUAUUCUUUUCAUUCUUGACCAAUCCAGCAUGCAAUAGUUCAUAAUACAAAUACAAAAAUAAAAAUAAAAUAGAAACAUUACACAUAUAAUCUAAAACAUCAUUAUAAUUUCCAAAAGUAAUAAUUAAAUACAAACAAUUAAAAAAAGCACAAAUCCAAUGCAAAAAUAGAAUAAAACAGAAUCUUAAAAUAAUACCUUUCAGUAUUGAGUAUGCAAGACAGAAGAGUUUGGGUAUAACAAUAUGUUUUUUGUCUCUUAAAUCAGGGAAUAGUGAUCCAGGCUAUUGAAGAACUGCACCCAAUAAUAGCAAGUGGUGAACUGGAUUCUAUAAUAAAAUACGUUGUGAUUACACUGUAAAUGAUAAUUUGUGUAUAUGUACAUUUCUGUAGCAUGGGGACGGAUGGACAACCCAUUGGUUUUGUUCUGCUAGAUGAGAAUUCUUGUUACAAUGCUAAAAUUAUCACUAGAUGGAUUUUAAUCUAUGUAAACAGUGUCCAUCUAUCUUCGCUAUUAAAAAACGUUUGAAAACUUCUAUUUAAAUUACACUUUGGUGAGUAGAAAAAUGGUUAUUUAAUGGAAAAACAAGGACAACUGAGAUGUUAUUGUCUGGGUUCAUAAACCCAUUAUUUCCCAAUUUUAAAUUGCACACUAUUUCCCCCCUAUUAUUUAUUUAGCAACUGUGAAUUCACUGUGAAUGUAUCUUGUACAAAUAGUCUACUAUAAAAAAUGUAUAAAAAGUGUAAAGUCAUAAGCUGAAUAGUUUUGCAAUCACCAUCCAUUGUUGCUGACUCUGCUCUGAAAAUUCUACUUCAUUCAUGUUCCUUUUUAAUCGUUCUAAUAAUGUCAAGCACUGGGGAAAUCAAAUGAGUAUAAAGAUUUAUUGCAAGUUUAAGCUCUCUACAAGAAUCUGAAUUAUUAAUGGUCAAGGGAAAUUUGUGGGAAUUAAGUAUAGACAGAAAUUCAAAGUGGACUGGACUUAAAUCUUUUGUAGGUGCGCAGGGACUCAAUGACUGAUGAUGAGUUUGACCCCUCCCUCGGGUUUAACCUGGUCAUCUCCUACAAAUAACCUGUAUAUUAUUUCUACUUUCCUGAAACCUAUGAAUGUGAUAUGACUGUGCAGUCAUAUUAGAAAAUUCCAAUUAUCUUCAUCUUACUGUAUUUUAUGGAAUGAAUAGUAGCAGAGAAUAUAUUUGCAAACUGAACC
Molecule: messenger RNA, 6545 nt
Organism: Ahaetulla prasina
Lineage: Eukaryota; Metazoa; Chordata; Lepidosauria; Squamata; Colubridae
Gene: KL
Product: klotho
Exons: 5
Coding region: 1-3045 (1014 amino acids)
Biological process (GO): carbohydrate metabolic process
Molecular function (GO): hydrolase activity, hydrolyzing O-glycosyl compounds
Source: RefSeq, a predicted model, not a curated record